AUGGCAGCACCGUUCUUCUCACCUGCUGCAGAAAUGCCUGGAAGCCAGUACCAGGUGACGAGCACCAAGCGUCACCACAGUGUCUACAGCCUGACGGACAGCUCUGAUGUCGGCCCAGAGGAAGAGGAGGCCGACGCUUCGCUGCGCCUCACCCCUCUGCAGAAGCUCACCACUGACAUGUGCAAGGACGAGAAUACCAUCAAGGAGCUGAUCAUAGGUCGCAGGGUGGGCUUCUACAAGGUCCGUGGGGAGAUUGGCUGUGGGACCUUCUCCAGGGUCAAACUGGCUUUCCAUGCUUUGACUAAAGACAAAGUGGCCCUGAAGAUCCUGGAUAAGACCAGGUUAGACACUCAGGCCCAGCGUCUGCUCUCCAGGGAGAUCAGCAGCAUGGAGUGCCUCCAGCACCCCAACGUGGUCCAUCUGUAUGAGGUGGUGGAGACACCGAGCCGCCUCUACUUGGUGCUGGAGUACGCAGGAGGAGGAGACCUCCACAACAGGAUCUGCAACGAGGGAAAACUGUCCGACAACUCCAGCAAGAUCACCUUUGCACAGAUCCUCUCUGCCAUCAAAUACAUGCACAACAUCAACGUCAUCCACCGGGACCUGAAGGCGGAGAACGUUCUCUUCACCAGCAGCGGCUGCGUGAAGGUGGCGGACUUUGGAUUCAGCACGCGGGUCUCAAACCGCAACGACAGCCUCGACACCUUCUGUGGCUCGCCGCCCUACGCCGCCCCGGAGCUCUUCAGGGAUGAGUGCUACCUGGGCCCCCCCGUGGACGUCUGGGCCAUGGGCGUCCUGCUUUUCUUCAUGGUGACCGGGACCAUGCCAUUCCGUGCUGAGACCAUGGGGAAGCUGAGGCGCAACAUCAUUGAAGGCGCCUACACUGUCCCUCCCUGGGUGCCUGGCCCCUGCCAGAGGCUUAUCAAGGGUAUCUUGAAGGGGGUCCCUGCCGAGCGUUACGCCGUCGACCAGAUGCUGGGCUGCGAUUGGCUCUUACCUGUGGAGUUCCCCUGGUCGUUGGUGCCUCCUGAACCAGUGAGCCCUCUGCAGAGCCUGCUGGACUUGGAGAGUGGGGACCUGGAGGAGGAGGAGGAGGAGGUCAGGAGCUCUCUGGAGGAGCUAGGCUUUACGGCGGAGCACCUACGGAACAAUCAGCUCAAAGACAGUCGCAGCCCCGUCACCGGGGUUUAUCGGAUCCUGCUGCACCGAGCCCAGAAGAGGAGGGGCUACGACUGUCCCCCAGUGGUCCGAGGGAUGGUCAGGGACCCCAAGAGGGAGGGGCUCCGGGCUUACAGGGGCCUCAGACACACCUCUAAAUUGUGUGUGCUUUCAUAACAGACUAGUAGAGGCACA
This is a messenger RNA of Chelmon rostratus (copperband butterflyfish), 1353 nucleotides long. RefSeq names its product NIM1 serine/threonine protein kinase (gene nim1kb). NCBI's taxonomy places the organism in Eukaryota, Metazoa, Chordata, Actinopteri, Chaetodontiformes, Chaetodontidae. The transcript has 4 exons. Gene Ontology annotation, biological process: protein phosphorylation; intracellular signal transduction; microtubule cytoskeleton organization. Gene Ontology annotation, molecular function: tau-protein kinase activity; protein serine/threonine kinase activity; ATP binding. The record is from RefSeq and is a predicted model, not a curated record. Gene Ontology annotation, cellular component: cytoplasm. Bases 1 to 1335 code for a protein of 444 amino acids.